Molecule: messenger RNA, 947 nt
Organism: Olea europaea var. sylvestris
Lineage: Eukaryota; Viridiplantae; Streptophyta; Magnoliopsida; Lamiales; Oleaceae
Product: thebaine 6-O-demethylase-like
Exons: 2
Coding region: 335-823 (162 amino acids)
Source: RefSeq, a predicted model, not a curated record
CCCUGUAUUGAGGUAACGACAUUCAUACAGAAUUCUGAGAGCCUUGGAUCUUAAUUGAGAGUAUUGGGAUCUUGAUCCAUGGUUUUUUCCCGUCUUAAGUUUCCACGUAAAAUCCAUGUGUUCUUGUUUGUUUUAUUUAUAUCAUCUUGUGAUCAAUUGACAACAAACUGUAUACACAUUCUUUUAUGACUGCUGGUCUACAUUGUUAAUUGACAUUAUUUCUGCUACACAUAAUUAUAGAGAGCUUCUAUUGGAAUACUGUGAAAGAACUCGAAAUCUAGUAAGGAAAUUGGUGAAAGGAAUAUCAGAAAGCCUUGGACUUGAAGAAUACGAAAUGGUAAAGACAUUAAACUUGGACUCAAGUUUACAGAUCUUAGUUGCAAAUUAUUAUCCACCGUGCCCUCAGCCUCAACUUGCACUGGGCAUGCCACCACAUUCAGAUCAUGGACUUUUCACUCUACUCAUAGAGAAUCAAGUGGGAGGUCUCCAAAUACAACGCAACGGAGAGUGGUUUAAUGUCAAUGCUCUUCCCAACUCAAUUCUAGUCAACACGGGAGAUCAUCUCGAGAUAUUUAGCAAUGGAAAAUACAAGAGUGUGUUGCACAAAGCAACUGUGAAUAACAAGAAUACAAGAAUUUCUAUUGCCAUGGCCAACGGUCCAUCAUUGAACACUAUUGUUUCCCCUUCUUCAAAGUUGGUAGAGAAUGAAGGAUGUGAACCUGCAUAUAUUCCAAUGAAGUACAAGGAUUAUUUAUUUUCGCAACAAAAUAAUCCGCUUGAUGGGAAAUCGAUGUUGAAUCGUGUGAAAAUUCAAAACAACUAGGUCUCUUAGCAAUUGUUGCCAAGUACAAUAUUUGAUUUGAUAAAAACUUGUAUUUGAGUGUGUGUGGAUGAUUGACAAGGGCAAUUUUAAUAGAUUACUGGAUGAUUCCAUCUCUUCUUUUACA